AUGGGUGCCAGCAGAGCAGACAAAGCCCUCUACUUUGAGAAGCUCAAGGAACUCCUCGCCAAGUACCCCUCCAUCUUCCUGGUCAAUGUCGACAAUGUCGGUUCUAACCAGAUGCAUCAAAUCCGUGUCUCCCUCCGUGGUAAGGGUGUCGUCCUGAUGGGCAAGAACACCAUGGUCCGCCGUGCUCUACGCACGAUCCUCUCCGAGAACCCCCAAUUCGAGCGUCUCCUUCCCUAUAUCAGAGGCAACAUCGGCUUCGUAUUCACCGACAAGGACCUCAAGGAGGUCCGCGACCUGAUCACCGCUAACAAGGUCGCUGCCCCAGCCCGUGCUGGUGCCCUCGCACCCAAGGACGUCACCGUCCCAGCCAGCAACACCGGUAUGGAGCCCGGCAAGACCUCCUUCUUCCAGGCUCUCGGUAUCCCCACCAAGAUUGCUCGUGGUACCAUUGAAAUCGUGUCCGACGUCAAGGUCGUCAUUGCUGGUACCCGUGUUGGUCCCUCCGAGGCCACCCUCCUGAACAUGCUCAACAUCUCGCCAUUCACUUACGGUAUGACUGUUGUGCAAAUCUUCGACCAGGGCAACAUCUUCUCCCCCGAUGUCCUCGACAUCGACGAGCAGGAGCUCAUCGACCGGUUCUUGUCGGGCAUCAAGACCAUUGCCGCCAUUUCGUUGGCCCUCAACUACCCCACUAUCGUCUCAGUCACGCACUCCCUCGUCAACGCCUACAAGAAUCUCCUCGCUAUCUCGCUUGCUACCGAAUACACCUUUGAGGGCGCUGAUAAGAUCAAGGAAUACCUCGCCAACCCAGAGGCCUUCGCUGUUGCCGCUCCUGUCACCGAGGCCGCCCCCGCUGCUGCUGCCGCAGUCGAGGAAAAGGAGGAAGAGAAGGAGGAGUCAGACGACGACAUGGGCUUCGGAUUGUUCGAUUAA
Messenger RNA from Cyclocybe aegerita, 933 nucleotides. The record is from the annotation of a GenBank genome assembly. Lineage: Eukaryota; Fungi; Basidiomycota; Agaricomycetes; Agaricales; Hemipholiotaceae.